AUGGCCAUAUAUUCUCCCUACAGCCGAAUUCUUAUUGUCACCUUCGUUAUCCUUUCUUCUUCCUUCCUUUCUGUUUCUCAUGGAAGAAGGCCGGUUCCUCCACAUAUUAACCCUAACUUUCGAGUUAAAGCUGUGAAUCUUGGUGGAUGGCUGGUUACAGAAGGCUGGAUCAAACCCUCCCUUUUCGACGGCAUUCCUAACAAGGAUCUCUUGGAUGGGACGGGAUUGCAGUUUAAAUCCGUUAAGGUUGGAAAAUAUCUAUCAGCAGAAAGUGGUGGAGGUACCAUCAUAGUUGCCAAUAGAACAAACGCAUCCAGUUGGGAAACAUUCAAAUUAUGGAGGAACAGUGAGACAAUCUUUAAUUUCCGAGUAUUUAACAAACAAUUUGUGGGAAUUGACAAGACCGCCGGCGGCAAUGGUGGUACAACUUUAGUGGCCACUGAAACAAAUCCCGGCUCGUCGGAGACUUUUGAGAUCGUCAGAAAAUCCGAUGAUCUUAAUCGUGUUCGUAUCAGGGCACCAAAUGGGUAUUUUCUGCAGGUUAAGACAGAGGAGUUGGUUAGUGCUGAUUUUCAAGGGAAUAGUACAUGGGGAGAUGAUGAUCCCUCAGUUUUCUUGAUCGAAUUCAAUGGCAGAUUAGAAGGUGAAUUUCAAGUCACAAAUGGAUAUGGUCCGCUCAAUGCACCCCAAGUGAUGAGAGAACAUUGGAGAACCUUCAUAAUGGAGCAAGACUUCAAAUUCAUAUCAUCAAAUGGGCUGAAUACAGUGAGAAUUCCAGUUGGAUGGUGGACUGCUUAUCCAACUCCUCCUAAGCCUUUUGUUGCUGGAUCUUUACAAACAUUGGAUAAUGCAUUCUUCUGGGCCGAGAAGUAUAACCUUAAGGUUAUAAUUGAUCUACAUUGUGCACCCGGUUCACAGAAUGGCUGGGAACAUAGCGGCAGUAGAGAUGGUUCCCAAGAAUGGGGUCAAACCAGUGAAAACAUUCAACAAACAGUAGAUGUAAUUGACUUCUUAGCAGCGAGAUAUGCAAAAAGAUCGAGUCUUCUAGCAAUUGAGCUGAUCAAUGAGCCUUUAUCACCUGGAGUUUCACUGGAGAAUGUGACCAAUUAUUACAAAGCUGGUUAUGAUGCAGUUCGGAAACACACUUCUAAUGCUUAUGUGAUUCUAUCCAACCGAUUAGGCCCUUCUAAACCCACAGAACUCUUGCCUCUUGCCGGAGGAAUGUUCAAAUCAGCCAUUGAUGUUCAUUACUACAGCCUUUUCGACAGUGUUCUCAGUUCAUACACAGUCCAACAAAACGUUGACUAUAUCAAAACUAACCGAUCUGCUCAAUUGUCCCAAAUCUCCACAUCAAACGGGCCUCUCACUUUCGUUGGUGAAUGGGUAGCGGAAUGGCAAGUUAAGGGAGCAUCAAAAGAGGAUUACCAAAAGUUUGGAGCUGCACAAUUGGAAGUGGUUCCUCCAUAUAUUAACCCUAACUUUCAAGUUCGAGCUGUGAAUCUUGGUGGAUGGCUGCAGGUUACUGAAGGCUGGAUCAAACCCUCCCUUUUCGAUGGCAUUCCUAACAAGGAUCUCCUGGAUGGGACCGAAUUGCAUUUAAACUCAGUGAAGGUCGGAAAGUACCUUUCAGUUGAAAAUGGAGGUGGUGCCAAAGCAGUUGCCAACAGAACAACUGCAUCCAGUUGGGAAACAUUUAGACCGUGGAGGAUCAAUGAGACCAAUUUUAACUUCCGAGUAUUUCACAAACAAUUUAUUGGGUUAGACAAGGCUGCCGGCGGCAAGGCUAGUACGACUUUAGUGGCCACCAAAACCAAUCCCGGCUUGUCGGAAACUUUUGAGAUCGUCAGAAAACCCGGUGAUCUAAAUCGCGUUCGAAUCAAGGCACCUAACGGACAUUUUUUGCAGGUUAACACAGAGAAAUUGAUUAGUGCUGAUUUUGAAGGAGACAGUAAAUGGGCAGAUGAUGAUCCCUCAGUUUUCUUGAUUGAAGUAAAAGGCAGUCCACAAGGUGAAUUACAAGUUACUAAUGGGUAUGGUCCACUCAAAUUAAGCUCCACAAGUAAUGAGAAUAUGCAAAAACGCUCAAGCCUUCUAGCAAUUCAGCUGCUGAAUGAGCCACUGGCACCAAUAGUUUCUUUUCAGAAUAUAACCAAGUAUCACAAGGCCGGUUAUGAGGCGGUUCGUAAGCACACUUCAACUGCUUACGUCAUUCUAUCCGCCGGGCUCGGCUCCAAUGCCAGCGAGCUCUUCCCUCUUGCCGUCUUCUUCUUCUUCUCUGCGUUGUCCGGAACAACCGUAUAUAGCCAAGAUGUACCGUUCAAAGCAGCAAAUUUGGGUGGUUGGCUGGUGGUUGAAGGCUGGAUGACUCCUUCUCUCUUUGAUCUUGAUGGCGUUCUCAACAAAGAUCUUCUGGAUGGAACUCAGGUGCAACUUAAAUCCACAAUGCUCAACAAGUUUCUUGCUGCUGAAAAUGGCGGCGGGACGAAUCUUGUUGCUAAUCGUGAUACUGCAUCCGGCUGGGAAACUUUUACGUUAUGGAGGAUUGAUGAGAAUACUUUCAACCUUAGAGUGUUCAAUAAGCAGUUUGUCGGAAUAGAUGAUCAAAGUGGAUCAGAGAAUGUAGUAGCAACUGUAUCAUCUCCUCGAAGUUCUGAAACAUUUCAAAUUGAGAGAAAUCCAGAUGAUCAAUUCAAAGUACGGAUCAAAGCUCCAAAUGGGCUCUUUCUGCAGGCUCCAGAUGAAAACACAGUCGUAGCUACUUAUGGAGACACUUCAGAUUGGGGAGAUCAGAAUCCAUCUGUUUUCCAAAUGAAUAUUGUCAGGCAAAUAACUGGUGAAUACCAAUUAACAAACGCAUAUGGACCAGUGAGAGCUUCCCAAGUUUUGCAGAGUCAUUGGAAUACCUACAUCACUGAAGAUGAUUUCAAGUUUAUGUCUGAUAACGGGCUAACUGCUGUCAGAAUUCCAGUUGGAUGGUGGAUUAGAUAUGAUCAAUCACCACCUUUACCAUUUGUUGGAGGAUCUUUGCAAGCAUUAGAUAAUGCUUUCGAUUGGGCAGAGAAAUACGGUAUGAAGGUGAUAGUAGAUCUUCAUGCAGUUCCAGGAUCACAAAAUCCUGAUGCACACAGUGGAACGAGAGACGGAAAUCCAGAAUGGGGUGAUUCUAAAAUACCAGAAACUGUGCAAGUCAUAGACUUCCUAGCCCAAAGGUAUUCUCAACGUUCAAGUCUAGGAGCAAUCGAACUAAUGAAUGAGCCAAGAGAACCAUACGUGCAAUUUGCUACAUUGAGCAAUUAUUACCAAUUAGGCUAUGAUGCUGUGAGGAAGUACACCAGUAACGCAUAUGUGAUCUUAUCCAAGAGAUUGGGAAAUGCCAACAGUACAGAGUUUCUUCCGAUCGCCGGGAACAUGGAUCGAUCGGUCAUUGACGUGCAUUAUUACAACCUCUUUUCAGACCAGUUUAACAACCUGAAUAUACAGCAAAACAUUGAUUUUGUUAGGAAUACAAGGGCUGCAGAGCUACAGGAAGUUACUCGAACCAACGGAUUUCCCCUCAGCUUUGUUGGAGAAUGGACAGCAGCAAUGGCGGGUAGUAAUUUUCAAGAUGCAGAUUAUGCGAGGUUUGCCCAAGCCCAAGUGGAAGUGUAUGGGAAAGCUACAUUUGGAUGGGCUUACUGGUCAUACAAAUGCGACACGUGUGGGAUGUGGAGUCUUAGAAGGAUGAUUGAAAGAGGUCUUAUUAAUCUCCACUGA
Molecule: messenger RNA, 3753 nt
Organism: Oldenlandia corymbosa var. corymbosa
Lineage: Eukaryota; Viridiplantae; Streptophyta; Magnoliopsida; Gentianales; Rubiaceae
Source: the annotation of a GenBank genome assembly